GAGAAAAAAAAACAACAUACCGUGAGGAAGAUGGCGGACGUAUACGCGGAUGUGCAGAAGAGCUCUUUAAAACUGAAGGGAAUUGGAGAACUUUCCUCUGGGAAAAAGAAAAAGAAGAAGUCCAAGGAGAGCAAGAAGCAUCUGGAGCAGAUCCUGACCACACAGACUAAAGAAGACGAGGCGAAAAGGGUGUACCUCGAUAAAAGGACUCCGGCACAGGUGGCGUUCGAUAAGACGCAGGAAAAGAGGCAAAUGGAAAGAAUAUUAAACAAGGCAUCGAAGACUCACAAGCAGAGAGUUGAGGAUUUUAACCGGCAUUUGGACACCCUAACGGAACAUUAUGACAUCCCCAAAGUCAGCUGGACCAAAUAAACAAGAGCCCUCUGCCCCUCCUGGUGCUUUGGACGUGAACCUCUUUAAUUUGGGGGCACUAAAAGAUGUGUCCCAUCGUUAAACUUCAUGACUGGACAUUGAAAAAGGAUUUUAGGAAAUCCUUACUUGAAGGUUGAGAUAUGAAUAGUAUUGGUAGUUUCCUUAAUCCCAUGUGUUUAAGUUCAUUGUUAUUUUUAUUAAAAUGUUUUCCUGACUUUGGCAUCAUUUAAAUCAUGGUUUGGAGAGAAAAAAGGAGAAGAGGAUAUUCUGUACAAUUCAUCAAUAAAUAUGCAGUUUCUCCCUGUAAUGACAUGCUUGCCAUCGUGUGUAUGAUAACUAUUUGGGUUUUACCAUUAAUGCCAUUGUGUGUUUUCUUUUCAUUAAUGUUUAAUGUUUUUUUUAUACUUAUUAAAGAUCAAAGCUCAUUCAUUA
Lepisosteus oculatus (spotted gar) is the source of this 804-nucleotide messenger RNA. RefSeq names its product family with sequence similarity 32 member A (gene fam32a). Lineage: Eukaryota; Metazoa; Chordata; Actinopteri; Semionotiformes; Lepisosteidae. The record is from RefSeq and is a predicted model, not a curated record. Gene Ontology annotation, cellular component: nucleolus.